GUACUGCGUAGUCAUUGUCAAAAGCGUCAAUAUCUUAAUUUCAGACUUCUGAAGCUACUCAGUCUCGAAAGUCAAGAAUUCUCAUAGAUGACACUUGACCCUGGAGUUUUGAAACAGUAUCAAGAAUCGUCGAAUUCCUGGAUGAUUGAACGAUGGCUUCACAGCCGGCAUGUCUCGAAACACUGCCGAAUGAGCUGCUGGAUGAGAUCGUGAGCUACCUUCUAGUAGUCACUCCCUCCGAGAUCAACUUUCAUCAUCAACCAGCCUUGAAUGUCACGUCUUCUAGUACACCAAAUCUGAAAAAUGUCGCUCAGGUAUCCUCGCGGUUGCUCGAGAUCGUGCGACCCAGGCUCUACGGGCAUUGUCGAUUGAAUGACGAUGAAUUAGAUGACUUUCUCAAUUUCGUGGCAUCGCAUGAGCUAGAACGUCAUAUAACUUCGCUAGUCGUGAUGCUCGGCAACGGUUCGCUUCGUGAUUUAGACACCAAUCAGUUGCUCCGGUCUUUGUCCAACCUCAACCCUCUACGGAUUGCCGUUCUUGCGCCACCUUCGCGCAUAGGAGCCAUGCUGAGCACCAAGAUCCCAGAGGAGCAUAGCUGGGCUUUUCAAAUUGCUCAUCAAUUGUGGCAAUGGGAGCGAACUACGCCCCAUGGAUCCUCAAUCUCCACGACUAGCCCAUUGUCCACCUCGCUGGACAUCACGAAUUAUUCCUCUCUCAGGUUCAAUGAAGGCUCCUCCCUCAGAGCAUAUGCACACUACGAGUACUUUCUCUUCGAGGUUCCAUCCGUACUCGGUAGAUGGGGCACGAUAGCCAGAAUGGGUGCGGAGGAGGAGAAAAUCGCCAUUUCACGCGAGCUGCAGCAUUUGACUUCAUUCAGCUACACCGCCAUAUUUCCCUUUUAUAAUCAUGUUAAGCUGGUUCUGGAUGCCCUCGAUCUGAUGCCAAAUCUGAAGUCACUCACUGUACAACUAGCUCCAUGCUCGGAUGACACGGCCAUUGACUUAACAAACCGAGGUCCCAUCGAUCCUAAUGACCCGUGGAUGGAGCUGGCCACGGCAUAUGAUAUAAUCGCUCAUUCGAUCGUUGAGCUAGGGCGUAGCGCUUCUCUUGUCCAUUUCCGCACCCUUGAUUACCAGAAUGAUGCCCUUCGUGUCGAGCUCUAUCAAGCAAUGGGUAUCACCUUCCAGGACACAGAGUGGGUGCCAAAUGGUCGUGGGGAAUGGAACAAGAUGGCGUCGAAUGGGGAACUCUCACAGGUCACUUGUCCUGCCAUUAUAUCAAUACCUUCCGCCUUAUCCUUGGCAGCUAAACUCAUCACGCAUUUUACCCCUUCUAUUGUUUCUUUCUUGGCCAUGCCGGCUAUGGUCCUUGUCCUAUCCUUCUCUAGACUCAUCUAUGCCUCUGGUAGCAUCUUGUCGCUGCAUUGUCUCCAUCGCCAUUUGAAAUCGCUCGGCACAAUGCAUCUGACAUUCUCGCGACCAAUUAUCUACUCAGCAGUACCACUUUUUGUCCAAGAUGCAAUAGACGCGAGUAGACGAUAUCGUUCACUUGAGACAGCCAUGGAUUCUUUCGAUAAGACAUACGCUGCUGAUCCCGUUUCCCCUAUCCUAGCACAUACCUUGCUUUCAUCCGAUAGAGUAAUAAACAGCAGCCAGGGACCUGAGGAUGAUAUAGAUUCGAGUCAUUCGACACACACGGCAGAGUCCUGGAGCCUUGAGGCAGAUCUCAAUGCUGGCCUGCAUGCAUCCCCGAAUUGUAUAUUCCGCGCUGGCGCUGUCAUCGGGUUCUCGCGCCUCCGGACCAAGAGCAACGAUGAUGCUGAUGAUGAGUAUAUAGGCCAGUUACCCCGAACCCUUCUGACCAACCACCUGGUCCACCAAGCCAAGCAACUCAACAACCCCAAUCCAACCACAGUCUUCAUCGUCCACCCAGCGACAUUCAACGCCUUCUCUCCCAGAAGACUCCUCACUUCACUCCUCAACAACAAUAGCAACAGCAGCAGCAGCAGCAGCAGCAGCAGCACCGCUACAGCCGACCCCACACCUAUCCCACGAAAGGAAUCACUAACCCGUGACGAGGCUCUCGCCUGCCUUGACCGCGUCCAAAUCUUCCCCGUCUUCGACCUCAAUGCCGCACUACAAGCCAUCCACGAGAUCACCGCAUCUAUAACAGACACCCACCACGGAUCCCUCGCACAGUCUCAACCCCUAAUCAUUCUCGUCGCCGGCCUCGACACCCUCGCUGAGGGUGUCGUGCGAACGUCCAACGCCGUGCGAGGCGCAGCCGUCCUGACGACUGCGCUGCGUACAUUAACGCAAUUGACCCGGACGAACCCCGCAUUGGUCUCGGUGCUGCUGGUGAACACGAGUGGGCUGGGGACGGCAAGCGCCAAGGCUAGUUAUGCGAGUGGUCCAGCAGCCCCGAGACCCCAUGGCGAGGUCAACGGGCAGGGACAGAAAGAGGAGGGUGGAGUUCGUUCUGCCUUCGCUGAGAACGGGACGAGUCUGUUUUCGAGCUUGUUAAUGAGGACGCUGGAUCAGGCGGUAGACACGCAUCUUCUGGUGUCGACUGUGGCUAAGAGAGCCUACGAGACACCCUAUGAUUACGACAAGGAGAAUGGAUACUACUAG
This is a messenger RNA of Aspergillus saccharolyticus JOP 1030-1, 2630 nucleotides long. RefSeq lists its product as uncharacterized. Lineage: Eukaryota; Fungi; Ascomycota; Eurotiomycetes; Eurotiales; Aspergillaceae. The transcript is spliced from 5 exons. The coding region runs from base 153 to 2630 and encodes 825 amino acids. The record is from RefSeq and is a predicted model, not a curated record.